Molecule: messenger RNA, 798 nt
Organism: Carassius carassius (crucian carp)
Lineage: Eukaryota; Metazoa; Chordata; Actinopteri; Cypriniformes; Cyprinidae
Exons: 4
Coding region: 25-798 (257 amino acids)
Source: RefSeq, a predicted model, not a curated record
CUGUUUUACAAAGUGCUGAAGAAAAUGUUUCCUCUCGUCUGUUUGUGCUCAUGGAGUCUGGCUGGUGUGUUUGGUGAAGAAGUGAAGUCAGUGUUGGUGAUGGAGGGAGAUUCUGUCACUCUAAACACUGAUGAUACUGAUAUACAGAAAGAUGAUAAGAUACUCUGGAGAUUUGGAAAUGACAUUCUCAUCGCUCAAAUCAACAGAAAGAACAAUGAGAGCAAGUUUUAUAAUGAUGGUCCUGCUGGUAGAUUCAGAGACAGACUGAAGCUGGAUCAUCAGACUGGAUCUCUGACCAUCGGGAACAUCACAAACACAGACUCUGGACUUUAUAAAGUAACCAUCACCACCAAACAGACGCCGCUCAACACAUUCAAUCUUACGGUCUAUGAUCGUCUGGCAAUUCCUGUCAUCAGCAGUAACUCUUCACAAUGCUCUUCAUCCUCCUCAUCCUCAGAGCAGAAUUGUUCAUUGGUGUGUUCAGUGGUGAAUGUGGGUCAUGUGACUCUCUCCUGGUACAAAGGAAACAGUUUAUUGUCCAGCAUCAGUGUGUCUGAUCUCAGCAUCAGUCUCUCUCUACAAGCCUCCUACAGUCACCUACAUAACAAUUUACUGAGAGCUCAAACAAUAAUCAGAGAAGUCUAUAUCUGCUGCUGUGGUUUUACUGAAGCUGCGAUCCGAUUGGCUCUCUCUGCUAUGGUGGGCGUGGCUGCUGUUGCUGUGCUGGCUUAUGAAUUCAGAUCCAGAAACCUUCAACAGAGGAGAAGAGAGAAGACAAGAUCAUCAAACUCUGAUUAA